UGAAAAGAUUUUUUAUUAGUUUUCGGUUUUAGUUUUUACGUAGGAAAUAUUUUACCACUUUUUAAAAAUUUCUACAAAAAAGUAAUGCAAUGGAGCUUUCUUCAGAUCCUUACGAAUUAAAAUUAUAUCAAAUGUUCCAAAGUUGUGAUAAAGAACAAUGUGGUUUAUUGGACGAAGAAUCGUUGAGACGUUUGUGUGGCCUCCUGGAGCUUCAGGACAAAGGUACCGUCCUAAUUGGCGAUUUGUCUGGCAAUGGUCGUGUCUCCUUUGACUGUUUCAAAGAAGCUCUACUAAAAUUUCUCGGUGCAGAGCUCGAAUUGGAUACAAAAGAACAACAUUCACAAUCUGACGCACACACACGCAGUGGCGAUGUGAUCUCAGCACCAACGAUCGUCAAUAGUAGUAAUAGUAAUUGUAAGAGUAGUAACUGUUUAGCAGAUGCGAAAGAGCGAACUCUAGUCAUUGCCGACACGAUUGAAUCAAGCAAAUCUGUGGAUAGCGACCAUCCUACAUCUGAUCGAGAAGUCUCACCGAAACUUGUAAUGGGCUCAAAGAAAUAUGGUAGACGGUCGCGACCAAGCACACACAAUAUUAAAAAUUUAUCACUGACUGAUUCUGAAGAUGAUGGUGAGAGUCAUGAUCAUAGAUUAUGCGAUAUUAAUGUACAUCAUGGGCUCUCUUGCGUGCAGCGUUCCUCUUCGCAAACUGACAUUCCUAAUAAAGGGCGGCGUCGUCCCCCGACUACUAAUGGUGGUGGCAAACUGAAGCGUUGUUCAUCUUUGCCUACACAACGAAGCAUGCAACUUAAACUCAAUUCCAAAACAUUGAACUCGAAUAUAAAGAAACCACAGCUUUGGGAUAAGCUUCAACAAAAACAAGCACUGAAUAGUAGUGUUGAGUCCUUAGAUUCGCCGCCAUUGACGGAGCCUGAAAUAAUGCCUGUUCAUAGAAUACUAGAUAUAUUUGAUCGCGCUCAAAUUGAGAAUGGCAAAGGCAUUUUGCUAGCACUCGGUUUUGAUGAUGAUGAAAUUAAUGUAACCCAGUUGAAUAAAGUUUUGGAAGAAGAAUUGCGUGGUCUAGAAGAUGAUACACAGUUGGCGAUCGUACGUGCCUACAUGGCACUGCAGUUGUCCGAAAUGACAUCGUUACGUCAGACAGUGCGCCAAUUACAUGAUGAAAACAAAAAGCUUAAUGCCAGUAAUAAAGAUGCUAAUCAUAGAUUGGCGCUUUUGGCGGCUGAAAUUGAUGAGCGGCAUGCCUCACUAGAAGAUUCCUCAAAAAAAGAGAUACGACUACUGGAACAAAGGCAUGCUACUUUGGUACGUGAAUUGUCAACAAGAAUGGCUAAUGAUCGGGAAAAUUGGAGCAGUUUCACUACACGCCUUGAAGCAAGAAUUAAGCAACUUGAACAGGAGGAGAUCAAGAAUAAAACCGAGUUGGAAUUGGUGCGAAGAGAAAAUUGUGAUUUGGAAAAUGAGCAUCACAAAUUGCAAAAACAAGUCACUGAAUUACUCGAAAAGAAUUUGAAACUUAACCUGCAAUUAGCUGAUUUAGAUAGGGAUACAAGUAGUGGAGUUUGUGAAACCCGCAAUAGCAAGAGACUAGAAGAAGAUGAAGAAGUUGCACGUUUAGUGGAGAAGGUCUCCGAAUUGCAAAUGGAUAAUAAAAGUUUACGAGAUAAGACUGAUGAGUUAGUUGCUGAAAUAGAAAGUUUAAAUUUGGAAAUUUUGCGUAUGAAAUCGAAAAACAAAAAAUCAAAUUCAUCUACAAGCAACACCAAUGCAUCUACGCCAGUAGAUGCUGGCAGUGUUGUUGUAGAUGAUGCCGAGCAAGGAGCAAAUUUAACUGCUAUUAAACGUCGCGGUGACUCACCUAGCAAAACACAUAUCACAGAAGAAAGUCCACGUUUGGGUAAAUUGCGUAAAUGCACAGAUCCAGCAAAUAGUGAGACGAGUGACACUAGCGGUGAGUGGAUGGCUCUUAACUCAGAGUUACGUGAGUCAGAGUCGCAUCGAAAUAAUGCGACGAAUAGCGUAAGCGAUUAUUUGGAGCAAAUUUCUGCACUUAAACAGAAAAUUAAAGAACUGGAGGUACAAGCUAAAACCAGUUCAACUUCUAAUCAGCGCGUGGUAUCACCAGAUGAACGCUGUAAAGAAUUGGAAGCCAGCUUGGAACAAAUGCAACGUGCCUAUGAAGACUGUGAAGAUUAUUGGCAAGGUAAAUUGGCUGAAGAAAGGCAACUAUUUGAAAAAGAACGGCAAAUUUAUGAAGAAGAGCAACUGGAAAGUGAUAAAAAAUUCACAGAGUUAAUGGAAAAAGUACGUGAAUAUGAGGAACAGUUCAGUCGAGACGGUAGACUAUCACCGAUUGAGGAGAAGGAUGCCUUAGAACAGCAGUAUGCUGAUCUGGAAGCAGAAGCGAGUGAGCUACGCGAAACAGCUAGAAAAAUGUUCGACGAGAAAAGCAACGAAAUCGAAAAUUUACAACGAGAAAUCGAAGAUUUACGUAUGCGUUUGGGCGAAAGCGUGGAGAUACUUACCGGUGCAUGCGAACUCAACAACGAAGCAAUGGCAGUGAGUGCAUUACACAUCAAUCCAGAUAAACAAAGUCCUGCUAGUUCGCCAAUUAGUUAUUUAUGGCACCAAAGCACGAUACAAGAACCAGCUAAAAAUUAUAAUACCAUAUUUCCACCAUCACCGGAAUCGCCUACGCGUCCAAAUAUAAGAAAUAAUCUCACCACAUCUGAGACUACAAUCUUUAGUACUACACCCGUUGACACGAUUGCGCCUAUCCAAAAGCCCACUAGUUCCAAGCAAUCGGAGUCGGAAACGGAUGAAGUCUCUUCCACAGCCUCGGGCAAAAGUAGCGAGAGUCACAGUCCCGCAUCCACACAUAGUGCACGCCAAUCACAACUACAACAACAAUCGAAAACAUCACCAAGUACGGAACACAGCAUAUCUAGUGUUGGCAUGAAAGAGGAGCUCAAACGUUUGAAAUUCUUUGAAAUUUCCUUGCGUGAACAAGUGAAGAAUUUGUCUUUGCAAAGGGAUGGUUUAGUUAUGGAACUACAGCAGCUGCAAGAAGCACGUCCAGUGCUGGAAAAAGCCUAUGCGCGUACGCCACAUCCCAGUGUCAUACAACGUGUGAAUCAAUUGGAAUUGCGCAAUCGUCAUUUACAAAAUGCCAUCAAGCAACAACAACAACAGACAGAAUCCUUAAUGCAACGCUCUUGGCAACAACAUCAAAUGGAACUCGCCGACUUGCAUAAUCGCAUCGAAAAUCAAGGCUCCAUGAUUGCGGAGCAAGUGCAGCGUUUACAAAAUGCCGAUAUACUAGUUAAAGACUUGUACGUAGAGAAUGCACAUUUGGCCGCCACAAUUCAACGGUUGGAGCAACAUCGUGCACGUAUGAAUAUGGUGCAUCAACGUCAGGGUAUAAAUGGUUUACCGGGAAUGCCUUAAACAUUUUAUUAUAACAUGUUACCCAAAGAUUUGGAUAUAUUGAAGUAUAAGAGAAUGUUUUCGUUGUUUUAAAAAAAUAGUUAAUUAAUUAAAUGUAUGUAUAUACACCCACAAACACAUACAUACACACCUCACAUACACCCAACAAACCAGUAUGUUCAGCAGAUACUAGAUGAUAUUGUUAACAAAAAAAAAAAAAA
This is a messenger RNA of Ceratitis capitata (Mediterranean fruit fly), 3661 nucleotides long. RefSeq names its product blastoderm-specific protein 25D (gene Bsg25D). Gene Ontology annotation, biological process: microtubule anchoring at centrosome. The record is from RefSeq and is a predicted model, not a curated record. The coding region runs from base 90 to 3461 and encodes 1123 amino acids. Gene Ontology annotation, cellular component: centrosome. The transcript has 8 exons. NCBI's taxonomy places the organism in Eukaryota, Metazoa, Arthropoda, Insecta, Diptera, Tephritidae.